Molecule: messenger RNA, 1008 nt
Organism: Nematostella vectensis (starlet sea anemone)
Lineage: Eukaryota; Metazoa; Cnidaria; Anthozoa; Actiniaria; Edwardsiidae
Product: clumping factor B-like
Exons: 1
Coding region: 1-1008 (335 amino acids)
Source: RefSeq, a predicted model, not a curated record
AUGGAUGCUCGGAUGUUUUACCUGAGUGAAGAUGCAGAUGACGUGUUCCUACAAUCUUCAUUCGCUGAAAGGCAUCUGCAGUCCGUACCGGACAGCCAGCAAGCCUUAGAGAAAGAAAGCGACCCGGACACACAAGAAAGGCCUCUGCAGUCCGAACCGGACAGCCAGCAAGUCUUAGGGAAAGAAAGCGACCCGGACACACAAGAAAGGCAUCUGCAGUCCGUACCGGACAGCCAGCAAGUCUCAGGGAAAGAAAGCGACCCGGACACACAAGAAAGGCAUCUGCAGUCCGUACCGGACAGCCAGCAAGCCUUAGAGAAAGAAAGCGACCCGGACACACAAGAAAGGCCUCUGCAGUCCGUACCGGACAGCCAGCAAGCCUUAGGGAAAGAAAGCGACCCGGACACACAAGAAAGGCAUCUGCAGUCCGUACCGGACAGCCAGCAAGCCUUAGAGAAAGAAAGCGACCCGGACACACAAGAAAGGCAUCUGCAGUCCGUACCGGACAGCCAGCAAGCCUUAGAGAAAGAAAGCGACCCGGACACACAAGAAAGGCAUCUGCAGUCCGUACCGGACAGCCAGCAAGCCUUAGGGAAAGAAAGCGACCCGGACACACAAGAAAGGCAUCUGCAGUCCGUACCGGACAGCCAGCAAGCCUUAGAGAAAGAAAGCGACCCGGACACACAAGAAAGGCAUCUGCAGUCCGUACCGGACAGCCAGCAAGCCUUAGGGAAAGAAAGCGACCCGGACACACAAGAAAGGCCUCUGCAGUCCGUACCGGACAGCCAGCAAGCCUUAGAGAAAGAAAGCGACCCGGACACACAAGAUAUACCUCGGCAGUCCGUACCGGACAGCCAGCAAGUCUUAGGGAAAGAAAGCGACCCGGACACACAAGAUAUACCUCGGCAGUCAUCACAGCAAGCCGUAGGGAGAGCAAUCGACCCGCACACACAGCGUCCCUACGCGACCCCGGCGGAGCAGAAAGUCCCACCAGGCACGCAUGAGUAA